Molecule: messenger RNA, 1701 nt
Organism: Myxocyprinus asiaticus (Chinese sucker)
Lineage: Eukaryota; Metazoa; Chordata; Actinopteri; Cypriniformes; Catostomidae
Gene: aldoaa
Product: aldolase a, fructose-bisphosphate, a
Exons: 7
Coding region: 168-1262 (364 amino acids)
Biological process (GO): fructose 1,6-bisphosphate metabolic process; glycolytic process
Cellular component (GO): cytosol
Molecular function (GO): fructose-bisphosphate aldolase activity
Source: RefSeq, a predicted model, not a curated record
GUCCAUCAAAGCCUGAGACGCGUCCUGAUUGGCUAAAAUAGCGUCGCGAAAUCUUGCCUUCCUUCAUCGCAGCUUAUUUCCUUUAUUGCAACAGGAACAUAACGUGGCUGCUGUGAGACCGUGAUUCGGAAACCAUCGCAUCGUCUACCGCGUUUAAUUGAGUCAAGAUGCCUCACGCUUACCCAUUCCUCACUCCAGAGCAGAAGAAAGAGCUGAGCGAUAUCGCUCAGAGGAUUGUUGCCCCUGGCAAAGGCAUUCUAGCGGCUGAUGAGUCAACAGGUAGCGUGGCCAAGCGUUUCCAGAGCAUCAAUGCUGAGAACACAGAGGAGAACAGGAGACUGUACCGCCAGCUGUUGUUUACGGCAGACGACCGCGUCAAGCCCUGCAUCGGUGGAGUCAUCCUCUUCCAUGAGACCCUCUACCAGAAGACAGAUGAUGGCAAAUCAUUCCCCCAGCUCCUUAAGGAAAGGGGUAUGGUAGUUGGCAUCAAAGUGGACAAGGGUGUGGUUCCCCUGGCUGGCACUAAUGGAGAGACCACCACACAAGGUCUGGAUGGGCUGUAUGAGCGUUGUGCUCAGUAUAAGAAGGAUGGGGCAGACUUUGCUAAAUGGAGGUGUGUGCUGAAGAUCACCUCCACAACCCCUUCUAGCCUGGCCAUCAUGGAGAAUGCCAACGUGCUUGCCCGUUACGCUAGCAUCUGCCAGAUGCAUGGCAUUGUGCCCAUUGUAGAGCCUGAAAUUCUGCCUGAUGGUGACCAUGACCUUAAGAGGUGCCAGUAUGUGACAGAGAAGGUUCUGGCUGCCGUGUACAAGGCCCUGUCAGACCAUCAUGUCUACCUAGAGGGCACUCUGCUCAAACCCAACAUGGUGACUGCUGGACACUCCUGUUCCCAGAAGAACACCCCCCAGGAGAUUGCCAUGGCAACUGUUACAGCUCUCCGCCGUACUGUUCCUCCUGCUGUGCCUGGUAUCACCUUCCUGUCUGGAGGCCAGAGUGAGGAGGAGGCCACAAUGAACCUGAAUGCCAUGAACCAGUGUCCCCUGCACAGGCCCUGGGCCCUGACCUUCUCAUAUGGCCGUGCCCUGCAGGCCUCAGCACUCAAAGCCUGGGGUGGCAAGAAGGAGAAUGGCAAGGCAUGCCAGGAGGAGUUCGUAAAGAGAGCUCUUAACAACAGCAAGGCCUGUGUUGGGAAGUAUGUGUCUGCAGGAGAUAAGGGUGCUGCUGCUGGAGAGUCUCUCUUUGUGGCCAACCAUGCCUACUAAUCACCAACAAGCCUUUUAUAUUUCAAUCCACAUCCUAUUCCUAAAGAAUCAUUGAACCCAACAGCAUAUUUGCUUUGUAAUUAUUUUACCAAUUCCUGUUUUCUUUGUAGUGUUUGUUACUGCCAUUUGUGAGACAAAAUUAUGAAACCAGGAAGAGAUGAAACCUACAUGUAAAAGAUGUAUAUAAAUCAAGAUUAAUGGUAAUUUAAUAACUUUAUCCAGAUGUUUUCUGCCCUAAUCUCCUCCCUCUCAUAUUUAAAAAACACUCCCAUGUGUCAUACUGUGUAACUCUCUAAAAAGAAACUUUGUACUUAUAGUUACGUAUAUUCAUUGUAUUUGACUUGCACAAAGCACAUAUACCUUUCAGGGGUAUAUUGUUGUUUUUGUUUAAUAUGAUACACACUGGAAACAUUAAAAGUAUAUUUCACAGCUAACCUCA